AUGCCGACCGCAGCGUUGCCUGCCCUCCCUUUGCUCAGACCACCACACCCUCUCUCCAGGGUGACUCAAGCUCGCUGUCGUCAUCAUUGGAGCAAUCUUUGCGCUGCUUCUCUUGUCCCAGACCAAGCGCUGCCUUAUCACAUUGACUGCCAGCUUCCCCUCACCAUCCUUCUGUCGUCAAUGCUUGUUGGAGCAAUCUUUGCGCUGCUUCUCCCAUCCCAGACCAAGCGCUGCCUUAUCACAUCGACUGCCAGCUUCCCCUCACCAUCAUCUACGCCUACCGCAGCCAUUGCCUGUCCUCCCUUUCCUUGGACCACCACAACCUCUCUCCAGGGCGACUCAAGCUCACUGUCAUCUUCAUUGGAGCAAUCUUUGCGCUGCCUCCCUAUACCAUCAACACCUUUGAUCGCCAGCCCACUGUUGAUGUGGCUUAUCAUUGCUUCCCCCACAUUAUCAACACGUCUGCCAGCUGCCUGUUUUCCCUACCCUACUGGUGCCUUAGCUGGAGGCUGA
Messenger RNA from Suillus fuscotomentosus, 513 nucleotides. RefSeq lists its product as uncharacterized. Bases 1 to 513 code for a protein of 170 amino acids. The transcript is spliced from 2 exons. Lineage: Eukaryota; Fungi; Basidiomycota; Agaricomycetes; Boletales; Suillaceae. The record is from RefSeq and is a predicted model, not a curated record.